Molecule: messenger RNA, 672 nt
Organism: Fusarium venenatum
Lineage: Eukaryota; Fungi; Ascomycota; Sordariomycetes; Hypocreales; Nectriaceae
Source: RefSeq, a predicted model, not a curated record
AUGCAUCUAUCCACAGCCCUCGGCGUCAUUUCUCUCCUGUCAACGGCCAAAGCCCAGACCAAUAUUCACUUCGGUCCUGCGUUCUCUCUCGGUCCAACAAAGUCAUGGAUUCGUGAAGCUACGACGACGCUUGUUCUGCCACGAGUUCCUGGCCAAAAGGACCGUCUGGCUUUGUGGCCUGGCAUGGGCACCAGCAGCGGCUCACUAAUCCAAGCUUUGGCUGUCUCUUUCGCAGACCCUGGACUCGAAUGUGGUGGUCAACCUGGGCAGUGGUGUACCUGGGCUUCGACUCUGCAAGAAGGUACACAAUUGGGCGAUAAGAAAAUUCCAGCAAGUCCUGGCGCCCGAUUGACGAUCCAUUACGUGUACAAUGAUGCUACGCAACAAUACGAUCAGAGCGUGGCCAUCGAUGGCACCAUUGUCUCAACUCUUUCAACAGCAACAGCUUCUGGUCAUGCCGAAGGUUGGGGCACAGCCGUUGAAUGCCAGGAUGCCGCUUGCGUUGAUUAUAUCGAUACGACCAUCAUUCUGGAUCAAGCUGAUCCUUCCUUCAGCAACACCCUGGGUCUUAAUGAAGCCACGUCGUCGGGACUGACCUCUCCCGAUGGGGGUAAAACUUGGACAGUGGGCACCAUCAGCCACAAGGCCUUCAAUUUCAAUUUCCCUAGUUGA